AUGUCUCAACUCUUCCGACGGCCCUCAUCCAAGGCCGCCGCGGCCGUGGCAGCCGACCCCGACCCGGACCCCAACUCGGCCUACUCGUCGCUCCUCGACCCGGUCUCGUCGAUCCGCGGCGCCCCUCACCAGCACCGGCGGACCAAGUCGUCGCCCACGGCGGCCGGGGUCCACGACCAGCCCAGGCCGUGGCUGAGCACCCGCCCGUCGGCGCCGGCGGAGCGGCCGCCCGUGCGGAAGCUGGUCAAGGAGCCCGGGCCCGGGUCCGCGCGGCCGAGCUUCUCGCUCGAGCUGUCGUCGGAGACCGACGGUGCCGGGAAGGAGAAGGGUUUCGUCCGCAGGGGGAUCGAGAGGUUGAAGGAGAUUUAUCGCGGGGGCGAUAGGUCGUGA
This is a messenger RNA of Phialemonium atrogriseum, 390 nucleotides long. RefSeq lists its product as uncharacterized. The record is from RefSeq and is a predicted model, not a curated record. Bases 1 to 390 code for a protein of 129 amino acids. The transcript has a single exon. NCBI's taxonomy places the organism in Eukaryota, Fungi, Ascomycota, Sordariomycetes, Cephalothecales, Cephalothecaceae.